Triplophysa rosa is the source of this 884-nucleotide messenger RNA. RefSeq names its product phospholipase A2, group XIIA (gene pla2g12a). Gene Ontology annotation, cellular component: extracellular region. The transcript has 4 exons. Gene Ontology annotation, biological process: phospholipid metabolic process; lipid catabolic process; arachidonate secretion. Gene Ontology annotation, molecular function: A2-type glycerophospholipase activity; calcium ion binding. The coding region runs from base 206 to 790 and encodes 194 amino acids. Lineage: Eukaryota; Metazoa; Chordata; Actinopteri; Cypriniformes; Nemacheilidae. The record is from RefSeq and is a predicted model, not a curated record.
AAAAUGUGUGCGCAUGCGGAUUACAAAAUGAAACACUUUAUGCAACAUUUACUUUGCUGUCUCCCGUCGAUUUGUUCGUAAUCUAAGCUUUGUUGUUACUAUUAAUAAGUGCAACAUUUUCCCAGCUCACACACAAGGUUUGUAAAUAAAAGUGAAACGGGCCAACAGGUAAAGUUAUUUGAUUUUUGAUGGACUAUGUCCUGUCAUGUCAUCAUUUCUGGCGUUACAACUUCUCUUGACAUUUGGAUUAGUGAUUGUUGCUAAUGAAGCUAAUGGAUUUCAUGAAGAACAGGAUCCUGAGCCUCCAGACUGGAGAAAGACUUUAAAAACCAUCCGGAACGGGAUACACGGGAUAGACAAAUACCUUAAUUUGGCUAUGGACAUGAUCGGAGGUUCAGAUGGACAGUGUCGAUACACGUGUAGUGAUGGGUACAUACCAAUUCCUCGCCCUAACUACAAGCCACCUCCACCCAAUGGAUGUGGUUCACCAGUAUUUGGAUUUCAGUUUGAUAUUGGUAUCCCAUCUAUGACCAGAUGUUGCAAUGAGCACGAUAACUGCUAUGAUACUUGUGGGAAAGAAAAAAAAUACUGUGAUAACCAAUUCCAAGUCUGCCUUGAGUCUAUCUGUAGGAAUUUCCAAAAAACACUAGGCUUGUCUCAGGGUGUACAAGCCUGUGAAUCAGCAGUGACUUUGCUCUUUGAUGCUGUCAUGCACUUGGGAUGUAAACCUUACCUGGAUAGCCAAAGAACAUCUUGCAUUUGUCACUAUGAGGAGAAGCCUGAUCUGUGAACAGUAAACAAUAAUCAUGAAGUCUGCUUGUUAUUGUCUUAAGAUACUGCAGUGCUGAAUAAAAUACUAUUUAAAUAAAUUGUGUGUUUUUUUG